CAUGAGUGACGACGAAGAUCUCGAUUUGUCUUUAAGGUUAUAUACACAACCAAAAAAAACCGUUAAUGAGAAAAACGGGUUGGUUCCUCAAAGACAAGAGGAACAAGGCGAGGUCAUGCAACUCUUGACAUCAGAUCCUCCACAAAAUACCCAACCCUCUCCUCCUCAACCAAAUGACAUGACUUCUUUUGCCAACGGAACAAACCAUGUGAUUGUUCCCACGCAGGCUCUUGAGCAAGCUGUACCGCCCCCAAACGUCUCAGUGAGGACCCCAUUGCCUUAUCAACCUUCAGAAGAAGUCCUUCCCCCUCCUCAACUGAACCAGGUUGCCACCGUGGCCUUGGCAACUCCCCGCAGAGGUCGUCCACCAGGAGGACAAGCACGUCGUAACUCAAAAAGACCGGUGGCUGGGGUUGAAAGAAACGUAGGUGACAGGGAGAUCGUACCACCGUAUCCAUGGGCCACCAAAAAGCCAGGCAAAAUCCAGUCUUUCAGAGACUUGUCUUCCAACAAUAUAAACGUCAUCUCUGGACAAGUCCACUGCAAAACUUGCGAUAGGACCGACACGGUUGAAUAUAAUCUGGAGGAGAAAUUUUCGGAAUUGUAUGGAUACAUUAAGGUGAACAAGGAGGAGAUGCGCCAUCGAGCCCCGGGUAGUUGGUCAACCCCGAAACUGAUUCCGUGUAGGACAUGCAAGAGUGAGAUGAAGCCUGUGAUGUCCGAGAGGAAGGAAGAAAUUAACUGGUUGUUUCUUCUGUUAGGGCAAAUGUUGGGAUGCUGUACUUUGGACCAACUAAGGUACUUUUGUCAGUUGAAUUCUAAACAUCGAACCGGUUCUAAGGAUCGUGUUGUCUACAUAACUUAUCUUAGUCUAUGCAAACAGCUCGACCCCGAAGGACCAUUUAACCUGUGACUUAUAAGAAGAUCAGAUCGUAUCUUUAGCGUUUGCUUUUGGUUUGCAUCGUAAGUUUAUUUUUUUUUAUUUUUUUGCAUCGUGUUUCUCUUUAGGGUUUUGAGGAUGACGAUUACUUUUAUUGAUAAUUUGCGCUUUUGUAUUAUUAUUUCUUGUGAUAAUUACUCUGGUAAUCAAUACGAAAAAUACUUUAUUUAAAUUAAGGAUAUAUACUC
Arabidopsis thaliana (thale cress) is the source of this 1128-nucleotide messenger RNA. RefSeq lists its product as uncharacterized. The coding region runs from base 2 to 913 and encodes 303 amino acids. The record is from RefSeq and is marked reviewed. Lineage: Eukaryota; Viridiplantae; Streptophyta; Magnoliopsida; Brassicales; Brassicaceae. The transcript has a single exon.